Messenger RNA from Neomonachus schauinslandi (Hawaiian monk seal), 5058 nucleotides. RefSeq names its product phospholipase C eta 1 (gene PLCH1). The record is from RefSeq and is a predicted model, not a curated record. Gene Ontology annotation, biological process: lipid metabolic process; phosphatidylinositol-mediated signaling. The transcript has 22 exons. Bases 1 to 5058 code for a protein of 1685 amino acids. Gene Ontology annotation, molecular function: phosphatidylinositol-4,5-bisphosphate phospholipase C activity; calcium ion binding. Lineage: Eukaryota; Metazoa; Chordata; Mammalia; Carnivora; Phocidae.
AUGAGCUACUGGAACUUGGAGAAAAGAAACUGUGUGCAGUACCGCAGGCAUUUUCUGGUGGACAACAGUGUGUUUCAUGUUGAAAGAUGCAUGAGCGUGAUGCAGUCCGGGACACAGAUGAUCAAACUGAAACGUGGGACCAAAGGGCUAGUCCGGCUCUUUUACCUGGAUGAGCAUCGGACCCGCCUCCGAUGGAGACCCUCUAGGAAGAGUGAGAAGGCAAAAAUACUUAUUGACUCCAUUUACAAAGUCACCGAAGGUCGGCAGUCUGAAAUAUUCCACAGACAAGCUGAAGGGCACUUUGAUCCCAGCUGCUGCUUCACCAUCUACCAUGGUAACCACAUGGAGUCUCUGGAUCUCAUCACGUCCAACCCUGAGGAGGCGCGCACCUGGAUCACAGGCCUCAAGUACCUGAUGGCCGGCAUCAGUGAUGAAGAUUCCCUUGCCAAGCGACAGAGGACCCAUGACCAGUGGGUGAAACAGACCUUUGAGGAAGCUGAUAAGAAUGGUGACGGCUUACUGAAUAUUGAAGAGAUACAUCAACUGAUGCACAAACUAAAUGUCAAUCUUCCCCGAAGAAAAGUCAGACAAAUGUUUCAGGAAGCUGAUACAGAUGAGAAUCAGGGAACUCUGACAUUUGAAGAAUUCUGUGUUUUUUACAAAAUGAUGUCACUGAGACGGGACCUUUAUUUGUUGCUCUUGAGCUACAGUGACAAGAAAGAUCACCUAACUGUGGAAGAACUGGCUCAGUUUUUGAAGGUGGAGCAAAAGAUGAAUAAUGUGACAACAGAGUAUUGUCUUGACGUCGUAAGAAAAUUUGAAGUUUCAGAAGAAAAUAAGGCAAAAAAUGUUCUUGGCAUAGAAGGGUUCACGAACUUCAUGCGUAGUCCUGCUUGUGACAUAUUUAACCCACUGCACCAUGAAGUGUACCAGGACAUGGAUCAGCCCCUUUGCAACUACUACAUCGCUUCCUCUCACAACACAUACCUGACCGGGGACCAGCUCCUUUCUCAGUCCAAAGUGGAUAUGUACGCCCGGGUGCUACAGGAGGGCUGCCGCUGUGUGGAAGUUGACUGUUGGGAUGGCCCAGAUGGAGAGCCAGUGGUCCACCACGGUUAUACUCUGACUUCAAAGAUUCUCUUCAGAGAUGUUGUGGAGACCAUUGACAAGCAUGCCUUUGUGAAGAAUGAGUUCCCGGUCAUCCUGUCCAUUGAGAAUCACUGCAGUGUCCAGCAGCAGAGGAAGAUUGCUCAGUACCUGAAAGGAAUAUUUGGAGACAAACUGGACCUGUCAUCUGUAGACACAGGAGAGACCAAACAGCUUCCAAGCCCUCAAAGUUUGAAAGGCAAAAUCCUAGUGAAGGGCAAGAAGUUGCCUUAUCAUCUUGGGGAUGAUGCAGAGGAGGGGGAAGUUUCCGACGAAGACAGCGCAGAUGAAAUUGAAGAUGAGUGCAAGUUCAGGCUCCAUUAUAAUAAUGGGACCACUGAGCAUCAGGUGGAAUCUUUCAUACGGAAAAAACUGGAGUCACUGUUAAAAGAAUCUCAAAUUCGAGACAAAGAAGAUCCUGAUAGUUUCACGGUGAGGGCUCUACUCAAGGCCACGCACGAAGGCUUAAAUGCACACCUGAAACAGCAUCCAGACGUGAAAGAAAAUGGAAAGAAAUCACAUGGACGAUCCCUCAUGACCAACUUUGGAAAACAUAAGAAAACCACAAAAUCACGGUCUAAGUCGUAUAGUACUGAUGACGAGGAGGACACACAGCAGAAUCCUGGCAAGGAGACUGGCCAGCUGUACAGGUUGGGUCGCCGCAGGAAAACCAUGAAGCUCUGCCGAGAGCUCUCUGACUUGGUGGUGUAUACAAACUCAGUGGCGGCCCAGGACAUUGUGGAUGAUGGAACCACAGGAAACGUGUUAUCAUUUAGUGAAACAAGAGCACAUCAGGUGGUUCAGCAGAAAUCGGAGCAGUUCAUGAUUUAUAACCAAAAGCAGCUCACGAGGAUUUACCCCUCCGCCUACCGCAUUGAUUCCAGUAACUUCAACCCUCUGCCCUACUGGAAUGCGGGUUGCCAGCUAGUGGCACUGAACUACCAGUCUGAGGGGCGAAUGAUGCAAUUAAAUCGAGCCAAGUUCAAGACAAAUGGCAAUUGUGGGUACGUCCUCAAACCCCAGCAAAUGUGCAAAGGUACUUUCAACCCUUUCUCUGGUGAUCCACUUCCUGCCAACCCCAAAAAGCAGCUCAUUUUGAAAGUGAUCAGUGGACAGCAACUCCCCAAACCUCCAGACUCCAUGUUUGGAGACCGAGGCGAGAUCAUUGAUCCUUUUGUUGAAGUUGAAAUUAUUGGAUUGCCAGUAGAUUGUUGUAAAGAUCAAACCCGUGUUGUAGAUGACAAUGGAUUUAACCCUGUGUGGGAAGAAACCCUGACAUUUACAGUACACAUGCCAGACAUAGCUUUGGUUCGGUUCCUGGUGUGGGAUCAUGAUCCAAUUGGACGAGACUUUGUUGGACAAAGAACCGUGACCUUCAGCAGCUUAGUGCCCGGCUACCGGCAUGUCUAUUUGGAAGGACUGACAGAAGCAUCUAUAUUUGUCCACAUAACAAUCAAUGAAAUCUAUGGAAAGAACAGACAGCUCCAAGGUCUGAAGGGAUUGUUCAAUAAGAAUCCCAGGCACGGUUCAUCAGAAAACAAUUCCCAUUAUGUUCGGAAACGAUCGAUUGGAGAUCGGAUUCUGAGACGCACAGCCAGUGCUCCGGCCAAAGGCAGAAAAAAGAGCAAAAUGGGCUUCCAGGAAAUGGUAGAGAUAAAGGAUUCUGUGUCUGAGGCUUCAAGAGAUCAAGAUGGUGUCCUGAGGAGGACCACGCGGAGUUUGCAAGAGCGCCCUGUCUCUUUGCCUGUUGACAAAAGUCUUCUGGGGGCCUUGUCACUGCCUAUGUCUGCAACAGCAAAAGACGCUGAAGGAAAAGAACACUCCCUGGCAGAAGAUAAGGAUGGAAGAAGAAAAGGGAAGGCAAGUAUAAAAGACCAGCAUUUUCCAAAUUUCAACAAAAAGUUAUCCUCUUCCUCUAGCGCCCUCCUCCACAAAGAGAUUGGCCAAGGGAACUCCACCAUUUCUGUUGCCAACACACCAAUCCCAGGAGAACAGUUGGGAGAGCCAGGUCUUAAAGGUGGGAGAACCAAAUCAAAUGUAUCAAGUGAUGGCCAGGAACAGGAGUGCCCCAGCAAAUCCCUCUCCCCAAGGCAGCAUUUGGCUCCUGAUCCUACAGUUACCCUAACACAGGGUCCAUGCGGUGUGAAAACCAAGGCAAAUGGGAAUGCUGGGGGCUUUGUGGAAGAAAAAAGCACGCUGUCAGGAAGCAUUUUUUCUCAGAGCAAUCUGGAGAUUAAGAACUUGGAAGGGAAUUGGGUCAAGGGCCGAGCUGCAACAUCCUUUUCUUUGUCAGAUGUCUCUACGCUCUGUUCUGACAUACCUGCCUCACAUUCUACUGCCAUUCUGCAGGAGAGUGACAUUUCCCAUCUUAUUGACAAUGUCACGUUAACCAAUGAGAAUGAGCCGGGCAGUUCCAUCUCAGCACUGAUUGGCCAGUUUGAGGAGCCCCGUGAUCAGGCCAACCUCACAGUUGUUUCUCAGCUCCAUAGCACCAGUGUCACGUCAAGUCAUCCCCCCUUGCCCACCUUGGACCGAAAGAUUCCCUUCAAGCAUGACUUUUCCACAGGAAAACCCAAGUCAUCCUUCCUGUGCUCAUCUCCUGCCCUGAUUGCAUUCUCAAGUCCUGAGACCUCCAAACACUCAACACAUGCAGUCUGUGAAACUACCUGCACUCCUGUCCCUAGAGCCAAACCAGAUGACAGCCUUCCUGGUAAGGCCAAGACAGGGGUUGUGGAAAACCACCUGCCUGGGUCCUCUAAUACUUCUCACUGCUGGUUACCAAAAAGUCCCACCAAUGGCAAAGAAUGGGAAAUGCUGAAGAACCACAGCCCUGUCACUUCCACCGACUUGGCAUUGGAGGAUGUAAUGGCUGAAACCACUGUCUGUUUAAAUUCUGCGGAGAGCAGUCUCGUGGAAAUGGAUGGAGACUCAGAAAAUCUGUCCCUAACAACCUAUGAAUAUAGAAGAGAGGAUGCAAGUCACCCUGCUUCUCCUUUAAAACCACAGUAUGGUCAGGAUGUGGCGGAACAUUUUCAAAGAGGUUUGAGAAAUGGCUACUGUAAAGAGACUCUCCACCCUUCUGUCUCUGAAAUAUUCAACAAUAUUCAAGAUGUCAAAAAUCAAAGUAUUUCUUGUCUAGCCUACCAGGGCGCUGGUUUUAUGCACAACAACUGCUCAAAUUCAGACGCAAAAAUGAACCAGACCGGUGUGCCCCUGUCUAGUGAUGAAGGCAUGCAUGCCCCUGCACCCAAGCAGCCCACGCAUCCUCCUCUGCCUGCUCUGAAGCUGCCCAGUCCUUGCAAAUCCAAAAGUCUGGGGGACUUAACAUCAGAGGACAUCGCCUGCAACUUUGAAAGCAAGUACCAGUGUAUUAGUAAGAGUUUUGUUACAACUGGCAUUAGGGACAAGAAGGGCGUGACUGCGAAGACAAAGUCCUUAGAGCCCAUAGACGCCCUGACCGAGCAGCUGCGGAAGCUUGUGUCUUUUGACCAGGAAGAGGGCUGUCAGGUGCUCUGUUCAAAGCAGGAUGCCAGUCAAUUCCCCAGGGCACUGGUCAGAAAGUUGUCAUCCAGAAGCCAGAGCCGAGUGCGCAACAUUGCCAGCCGUGCCAAGGAAAAGCAGGAAGCCAACAAGCAGAAGGGCGUCAACCCCAGCCACGUGGGCGGAGUGGUUCUGCGAAACAAACCGUCGGCGCCCCUGCCUGCGGGCACCCGGCACUCCACGGGCUCGUACAUCGCCGGCUACCUGCGGAGCAGCAAGGGGGGCGGCGUGGAAGGCCGCGGCAUCCCGGAGGGGGCGUGCGCUGCCUUGCGCCCCGGCUACGGCGACCCGUUUUGUUCCGAUAAUUCCAUUUUGCAGACCGAGCCCAACAGUGAGGAUAAACCAGAAAUUUAUUUUCUUUUGAGACUGUGA